AACUGUGUUGACGUGUUUUCAGCAUUUUCCUGAAAAAGUUGAUAAUUCUUGGUCCUAACUUAAGAGAAUAGCAUGGAUAUACUUUUCGAAGUGUAGGCAAAAUGCGUUUUGAUUCAAGCGGAUUUCUAGUGCGUUUCAUGGAGUUAGGGGCGUAUUGAUAAUGGAAGUAUAUGUUCUAAUUCGGGCCUACUGCGCCCUGUUUCUUUGCGUGGAGUUAAUACUUGGGACAGAAAUGGAUAAUUCACUUUCGGGAGGCCCUUGUAUCCAAUUCUCCAAAAAGGAAGAAUUUUCCUUCACGCCAAAGGAUGGACGCGUCGCGGAAUUCCACAUUCGGCAAAAUAUCAUGGGUGAAAUCACGUUUGCGGAUAUACCGAAUGACACGGACAUUUCUUUGGAUAUAAACUGGGGCACGGCAUACGAGUACCAGUUGGAUGGCAUCAAAAGUAACUUCACGCAAUAUCAUGGAAUAGACGGCGAUAUUUUCAUUAUGCAGCUGGAUUUUGAUGAAGCCUCGGAUAACAAUUCGUAUCUCAUUCUAGGAAUAGUUGGUGCAGUGGUUAUUCUGGUUCUUAUCUGUGCUCUCAUCACUUGGCUAGUGCGAAGGAGGCGGCUGUACCAGGUCAAUAAAGCACGCAACAGAACAGAGCCAACAGAAGAUGUUUCAGUUUUAUCCAUUGGUAAUGACGUGGGUAAUGACAUUGGUGCAAGUUUCGGCACUAUAACUUCAGACCAUGAACAGUUGAAUAACCAAGUCACCACCACUCCAUCGCCCGUCGAACCCGCCGCUGCUGCAAGGGGUGGGAGGAAAAAGAGGAGUAAAAAGAAAGAGAAACGGAAACCAUCACCGGAGUCUGCAGAGUCUGAAGCUCGGCGGAAAGAGAGGGAAGUUUCGCCUGAUGCUGGUACUUUGCCAGACACAGAGAGUUCGGAUGAUGGAGGUUUCCUUUCUAACACGCCGGUAAGACCCAAGAGGCACGUUGCCAACAGAUCUGCUGCUGCUGAACAACGACCAUCUUCACCUCCUUCCAGUGAUCGUGAGGGUGGUCGCCCCCGGCCCCCUCCUGGUCGUCGGUCCCCGCCGGGAACACGGGCGGUGAACAAGGCGGCACUAGCAACCAUGGCUGUGAUGACAAUGCUAACUGUGGUUUAUGCAGCUUGUAUUUAUGAAUACAAGGCAGAUAUAACAGUCAGGGUACCUAGGAAUAUACUAGUCAAUGAUGUGAAGGUGUUUUUGAACAGUCAUCGGCAGGGAAAACUCAACACACGCAACUGGAGUCGGGCGGUGAAUCAGAGCAGGGUCAAGGUGUUUGAACUUGAUGAUGCAAGUUUAACAAAGUCUGACCUGUGUAAGCCUGAUGGCAGAUGUCCACGUGCUGCAGCUCAGGGUUUGGCGGGAUGCGACAUGAAGACGGGGGACUGUGUCUGUGAGAAGGGAUACUCCCUCAGUGAGGGAAUAUGUAUAGACAAAAACGAAUGUCACUUCCCGGAAUACAAAUGCCAUGCUCAAGCUGUUUGCAAAAACACCAUCGGAUCCUACCUCUGCCUUUGUCAGCCUGGUUACUUCGGGGAUGGCAAGACAUGUAAAAAGUGUAGUCAAGGAUGCUCCACAGGACACUUUUCCUCAUCACCGUGUAACUCAACCAACGAUAGGGUUUGCUCUCCAUGUGGUGAAUGUGAUGGUCCGACGUUCGAGGCUGCCAAGUGUGGAGAAGAAACGCAGGAUACGCUGUGUAUUCAUGCGGCUAAACCGUUUCUGGCAUACGCUAAAAAGCGUGACCCGACUUGGGACGGCUGGUAUCGGCCAGUCAAAAUGUUUUUUUGGAAAUUUGAUGACACCGAGAGAGGGUUCCACGUGAAAAAGUCAAGUAACGUCUUCUUGGAAAACCUCCACGCGGUUGGGAAUCGUGAUAACACGGUCUAUGUCACUGAUGGCGCCCAAGCGCAGGAUUUCUUCUGGAAGCGCGAGUCGAACCUGCGGGUACAUAUCGGCGUCCAUAACAUCCACAUGGUGCCAGAGUACCAGGAUGUUGUCCAUCAGUCUGAUAAUGAGUACAUGUUGCGGAAUCCGAACCAGAGUGAUGACCAGGGGAAGUUCCAGAAUAUUGUUCAGAAUUAUUGCAGACACCCAAUGCCUGACUACUACAGUAUCACACUGGAGAUAAUGCGCGAUCGUACCACAGCUGUCCGCACUAUCACUUGUGACAGCAGAGACAAAGGUCUGGUCCGCUGUGAUUGGCCGUAUAUCGACGGGGACAAAUAUACAUAUCGGACAUUGAAUCAGCCUUGUCCUAAACUGGUCCUCACUCGAAGAUAUUUCAAGGGUACGUUCCCUGAAGAGCUGCAGCAGGUAUCCAACAGUAUCUCAUGCGCCCAGGAGACGGAGCUGCUUGGAAAACUGUUCAACCUGACCAUGCUGCCACAAGAAGACAUUAGAUUUCUAUCGAAAGAUUGCCAGAGUGCCAGCUCUAAGUGCACGACGUGCUUGAAGGAGACAAGUACUGGAGAUUGCAAAGCGAAUAUUGGAUACCACGGCCCCGAAAAGUUAUCUGUUCGUGUUUUGGAACGAGAUGAAAACUGCUGCUCUGUGAACUGCUACUACAACCCAUAUUGCCGAAAGGUCGAGUCACCUCCGUGUAAGACAACACCAGUUGAAUGUGCCAGGGGCGAUGCCAUGCGCUACACCAUCCAGCCCGUCUUCGAGAAUAUCAAGGAAGAAUUCCACUGUCACCUCAAAUACCAAGCACCAGAGACCCUCUACAAGUUCUUCUACUACGUCGAAAUCCCGGAGUUUAGCUUCCAAACUCCGCUAAAAGAGGUCGUAGUGAACAACGAGGGUCUUGACUACCACAGUAAUAACACGUUCCGUAUCGACUUCCUGCAAGUCGAACAUUACACUCAAUUCAAACUAGAAGACGAGUAUGUGUUAGUCGGUAACCAGAGAGAUGGGAUGCGGCGAUUCAGUUUUACACUACACCCAUUCAAAAAUGAAUCCGACUUCGAAAGGAAGCCCAUCCCGGUUUUCAAAUUCUCUGACAAUGUUUUUGUCCUAUCUGCACAAACACAAAAGCCGUUCCACGUUUCCACGUCAAAUUGGCAGAAUGGCGAGGGCUGUUAUCGUAGCGCUGAUGGCUUCGUCAACAUUCAGAAGAUGUAUUCCUAUGACGGGGUAAAGGUCGAUGGGGUCAGCAUGAAGGGGGAAGACAAUGCGUUUAACUACUUCCUCAAGUCGCCAGCAAGUAAUCCCCUGAUUCGAUUCGCAGUACCAGGAAAUGAGUCCAUAUUGUACGGCUACUUCAAGGGAAAGGACAUCCGUCUGAUCUACGAUGACACGCUGCAGACGUUCCUUACAAAGGAACGCAAGAGUAACCGAUGGAACAUCACGCUAAAAGGCUCUAUGACGGCUUGCCCAGCCUACCUGGGCAUCAUAAUCUUGGAGACAAUAACUCACAAGCAAUACUUCCACCAAGACGCAUUCAUCAGCUGCCCGCCGCAAUUUGAACUCAACUUCCUCUUUCCUGCUCAAGACUACACCAUCGAUCGCAGCUUUGAAAUUUUAGCAACCGACUCGGAGCAGACGCAAAAAAUCUUCUUAUCUGCGAUCCAUUUGAAUAACAACUUUACCCAACCUGUGGACACCACGAUGGAAAUGUUCGACAAUGUCCACUCCCCGUGGCCCGCUGUCGUGCUAAUUUUCAUAAUUUUCGCAUUCCUGUCGCUGUUCCUGUUCCUUGUCUACAUCUACUUAGUGUGUACAGAGCCGAAACAGGACCCAGACGGUAUCUAUGCAGGUGCGGCCUCUGGUAGCGGUGUCAUCACAGAGGCCGACAAGAAAAACCGGCCAAAUUUCAGACGCUCGAAGAAAAGGACAAGAAUCUUAUGCGCGGCCCUCUACGGAGUGAUCCGCGUACUAUACAAUUUGACCUUCACCUUUACAGUCUUCUUAGCGAUAAUGUUAGCGGUAAAUCGACAUAAUUUAACAAUUCUAGCAGACUUCCCAGAAUUCCAGCGCAAAAUUGACGAUGACGGCAAAACUUUGUUGUCAAAGUUAGAAGAGCACCGCGAUACGGAGCUGCGGCGACAACAAACUUUUGCAAAUGAUAUGCAAAAGGCGUGCACCUCGUACAUGCUUGACAUGUCAACCAAACUCGAACGUGACAUGUCUCAAGUAAUGCAACAGCAUAGAAACAAUAUGUACAAUAGUACCGUCAGCAUUUUAGCACACGUCGGCAAAAUCACUAAAUUAAAAAUGAAAAGUUACGAGCGUGAUUUAGAACAUUAUGUAGAUAAUUACAACAAGACAGUCAAACACAACUUUAAUGAGGCUUAUACAAAAUAUGGGCAAUUUGUUAGCAAAGUGGCCAAAAACGGUUGGCUCUCGUUCGCUCGUAAGAUCCAAAAUGGAACGAAGUCAUUUUGGGAUACGGUGGAAAACCUUCUCGAAGUGGACACGAAAUUAAAGGAGGAGGAAGUGAACUUCAUGUCGUUCUUGGGCGUCUAUAGAAUAGAAAACAUCCAAUUACUCCAGACAAGGUUUUGGCAAAGAUUCCGAUCCACCAUGCCGUCACUCACAGUUUUCCCGGAAUCUGGACUCAAGCCAGUCUUAAAAUAUGACUGCAACUCAUCCGUUAGCAACCAAACAGACAUCAACUCAUUCCAUUUCUUCGAGACAAAUUCAAAUUUUGAGGAGUACAUGCGACGACCGCGUUACCACCUUCCGCACCUGGCAGCGUAUAGUAUCAACAACGUGAACGAGAAUAUCCUAAUAUACAACUUCAAUAUGUCGUUAUUAUUCUACGUUUUUCUCGUCUUGGACGCAUUUCUAUUCAUCUAUCGAUGUUUUCGGACGUACGUAAACAUACUGUUAAUACGCUGCGGCUUUCAGGAAAAGGUGCGAGUCGAUUGGGAUCAUACGGAAAUAAAAUCUCAGCGGCUGGGCACCGCUGAACGCACAGAGUUGGAGAAUUUUAAAAAUCAGUUAAAACAUACAAAAGAUGUUAUAAAUGAAGAGCCCGACGAUACGCAUGCCAUGUGCGACACGACGGCGCUUAGGACUCGUCCGUCAGACGAAACGACACAGUCGAAUAUAGUCAUGCGCCAACGGACCAAUUCUCCAAAGUCUUUCAUAAUCUAUCUCAAGAAUAUCUGCUACUCAUAUUUAUUGCCAAAAAUACUCUUAGCGUUUACUAUAGGAUUGACUGUGCUAUUGGUCGUUUUAACGACCCAUAAACUCCUAACGGUUGAGCUCAUAGACAGUUAUAAUGGUUUCCAGCGCUAUGCAAUUGCCAUGGAUAUUAACACAAACCUCACAAAUAAGUAUGUCAAACAACAGGCUGAUUAUAUGAACUCUAUCGCCAUGGAAACGUAUAAACUCCAAAUGGAACAAGAACUCAGGGGCCUCCUUAGCAUUAGAGAAAACUUCAAUUUAGAACAGCAACAACUCCUGGCCGAAUAUAAAGCGGAGAUCUGCGCUCUCCAUCAGGCAAUCUUGAAGAACACCACCUGCGACAUCAGCAUGAGCCCGGGCAUGGUCAACCUGGAUAUUAUUCCCUGCAACUUCCUCCCUGUCGCUCCAAAAGCUUAUGCAGGCUACAGCCGCCAAACUUACCUCCAGCAACUUCGAGCAGACUCGGAACGUUACGUGACUGCUGCGCGAGAACUCGUAUUUUCCACUGCCUACGUCGUCCUCAUCAUCACCUCCAUGAUCAUCAUCAUCCACGUCAUCGGCAAUCUCUUUAUCUACUAUCUAAAAUCAAGACACUACUUGCCGAAGAAGAAAGCUUAUCUCAUGCCAAGACCUCCGGUGGGGCUGGACUCUUUCGGUCGAAAAAUCCCCGAUUAUCGACCGCAGCCUAGCAACGGUAAACCGGAGGUCCAGGGGGCAGCAGGGGGGUCCGAGAUGUGCGAGUCACAAGUAUGAGGAAAGCUUAUUAUAGGCUUUUUUGCGAAAUUUUAAUUUGUGCUGCUUGACUGCGGCACAGAUUUGCAGGUCAAAAAUGCUGUGUGAAGUUCUGCUUGCGGAUGCUGACUGCUAGGUCGAUUUGCAUGCACCUUUACGGGCAAGAAACAAGUGGUGUUUACAGCUGUGAAAAAGUUUGCACAACGUGGACAACUCAAGCAGAGGACAAGAAAUCUGCAAAAGAGAUGGCUGCAAGGACUUGCCAGUGGAGUAGUGCUUCGUAUGGUACAUUGGACUGUUGUAUUCGGUGUGUUCGAUAGUCAAGCGUCGUCCCUAAAGGGUUCAGGCCGAUGAGUUCAGGUUCCCGAGUGAGCCCUAUGGGUAGAGUUAUGACUGAGCAGAGAAACUGGCCAGGUAACUGGCAAACGGGACUGAGAUGUUCAAGAAGCGGACAACACAUGAGUUUAUAUGGAGAUAACCUCCACGCAUGAGUUUUACUUUUUUUAACUCCUUGUCUGUGUGGUCUAGUUCAAUCUGUGAACGACAAAUUAAGAACAUAAGACAUGACGAUCUAAAAGAUCACGGAGUUAUAAUUUUACCUCUUUAUAAUUUUUUUGUUAUUUUUUCUUCCAUGGUGUGUUGAUUGUGAUUUGAAAUACUGGCGUUCCAGACCAUAGCAAUGCCUGAAAACAGUCUGUGGGUUUGAAUAGCGUUGGUAUGUCUCGAAGGAAGACUCUAGGCAGGAGCCGGGUCGGUCAGAUUAAGUUUCACAAUGUGGUCAAUUGGUGUCUCUACUAUCUACAGUUCACUUUGUACUAUUCACAAUUGUAAUAGGAAUAUCGUAAGAACUACCAGGUGGUCAAACAAGACCCAUGGCUCCCUAAGUGUGAAUAUUCCUCACCUGGCCAUGGAGGAUGCCAAUUGAACCCCCAGCUCUAUUCUUUAGUCACUUCCCUUCGGGAAAAUAUGUCUCAUGUCUCAUUUUCUUAAUCCGAGAUCUGCCAUGAAAUGUCUUUUUGAAAUAAAAAUUCUGAUGUCAAGUACAGACUUGCCCAGUGACCUGCCCUCGUCAGGAAGACCAGUAGUUUUUGUCACACCAAUACGUCUCGCUGUGCUCUUCCACUAAAGAGAUUCGUCCUGGUACGUGUUGUAGAGUUUUAAACCACCUUCGGAGAGUUUACUCCUCCGUGGAAAUGCUACAAAAACCUCAGGUUCAAAUCACCUUAAUGUAAUCGUCUACUUGAUGAUUUAAACUGGUGGACGGUUCCAAAGAAAUUCAAGUGUCAGAGUAGCCCGAGAAAAAAGGAGAAGAAAGCAUGGAAGCGAGCACAGAUUUUAUUCUUGGCUGUUGUUGUGUUUAAAUUUUGCAUAAAACAAAUCUAAUAAAAAUGUGUUUGUGUUAUAUUCUGUCAUCAGUCAAUAUUAGGGUGAGGGCCAUUCGUUCACCUGCCAUGCUCAUGAUCUGGUUCGAGAUAUUGACACCAGGGGUCCCUGGUGGCUAGCCGGUGACAUCUGGUGUUAAGAACGGUAACUACUCAUUUGUAACUCCAUGUGUGUUGACGUUAUCUACAAGUUUUAGAUUUCUUGCAUACUGUAGCAUCUAUAGAUUACAGGGGAGGUGGUGUCCAUUGGACAUAUAUGUUUGACACUAGUUUUCAUAAUUUCGGGACCCCGUUAUGGCUGCAAAAUUCCUGUGCACAUUUUUACACACAGAUUUCUUUCUUGAUGGGAUUAAACCCUUUCUUCAGAAUACAUAGUAAUGCAAUUCUCACAGAUUAAGAAAUUGGAAGUUAACUAUACGAUUACAGCAAAGAAAUGCUAACGCCUUCUCAAAUUAGUGGUUUAUAAUACAUUGCGUGUAUUUGAGCAUUGUAGAUAUCUCGUAGCACACCUUGGGACAGAAAAAAAGUCGAGGUUUGUGACGUACCCGACGGUCACCACCUUGACACAGGGCAUUGUCAUGGCCUUCUAGUUUUCAAUAUUGGCAUAGCUCAAAUUCUCAAUUGGCCCCAGAAUAACACCAAGUUACCCUAAUGACGCUAAUACCGAAGUAAAAGAUAAAAUAGCGAACAAUUUAUUCAGACUUGCACAUGACGUCAUAAGAUGGUUUUGUAUUGACUAAUUUGGUCACUUUUGUACCAAAUUAAAUGUGUUUUUGUCCAGUUUUUAUGAAACCUUGUACAUAUUGUAAGAAAGUUUAAUGAAUUUUAGUCCUGCAGUAUGCUAUUAGAUAAAAUGAGGCCAAUAGUGAUAUUGUAAGGUUUUUGGGGGGUACACUGUCACGCAAGGCAUAUCGAGCACGGAAAUAUGGGAGCUACCGAGAAUAUAAAGGACAUGUUCCAUUUCCUAUCACAAAUGCCUUUGGUAUGAUAUUAGUCAACAUCAAACUUCCUAACAUUACCUGUCUUGCCUUUUAUUUGAAAUGGUAUGUUCUAAGUCUGGUCAACGGAACAGUCCAUUUCAGACAAUAGGAGAGACAUAUUUCAAUCCAGGUGAUUUUGAUUGCAUGUUUUUUCGUAAGUUUAUGUUAUUAAUUUUAUUGUCUCAGAUUGUUAAUUCGAUAAAUUAUUAAUUUAAUGUGAUUUUUUCAUGCAUGGCAGUGCAACUGUUUCGUAUAGUAGAUAUUUCUGGAGUUGACAUUAUUCAGAAAAAUUAUGGCCAGAGAUUUAGGUCUAAACUUGACAGGUUUCAGCAGAAGCAGUCAUUUUUGCACGCAUAUGGGGGGGGGGGGGUGGAGUAAGAGGCCGGCAGAAGUGGCUCAUAGUACGUGAAGAGUUCGAAAAUAAGAAUCAACCUUGUACGUUGACAUUUUUGGAUGCCUUUUCUUACAUUUUAUCUAUCAGCCAUAUAGCCCACAAUAUGAUAGUUCAGUCGUUCAGUGGGAGGUAUUUCAUGAAAAUGGCAACUUCACAAAUAUUAUGUCCAUUUGCUGCAUGUAUAGCAUAGUCUUUCAAACCUUUGUAAUAUAAUUAUUAUCAUUAUUAUAAGAUCCACCCCAUCUCAAGUUAGCAUGGUUCUCCUGCACUUGUCUGUACAGCAUCCUACAUGUACCAGUGUACAGGUUGUCUCACAACCUCUUAGGAUCAAGUGGAAAAGUAGAGGGGAUUCAAACAAACUUUAGGUGAUACGGGCUGUAUACACUGUAUAUAGAUAGAAUAAAAUGGAAGCUAAAGAGAUGCGUUUGUAUAAAGCAGGACUGUAAAUGUAUUUAAAUUGUUUGUAUAAAGUUUUAUACGCAUUUGUUACAUCUUGUAACCACGGUUGCAAGCAUGGUGACGAACUUUUCGACAAAAUUUGUCGCAUCAUAUAAUAUGAUAAAAAGUAACGUUUCUUGACCACCUGCAGUGUGUAAUUUUUAAGAUGUCAAGUAUGUACAGUGCAGUAAGUUCAUAAUGCUUCAAUGAAUUUAGGUAAUCAUUAUAUUAAUUGUCAUUGCUUUUUUGCAUAAAUUUAGGCUUCCUAUUGUCCUUAGAAUAUCAUCAAAAAUGUGUAACCAGUCGGGCAAGGAUCCCAAUUUUACAAGUUCUUUCCAAUUCAGGAAAAUUUUGCUAAUUUGGGUGACAUCCCUUUUGAAACGCGCUGAUUCGACAAUGUAAUGGAGAUGUGUGUAACAAGAUUGGGGAGUUUCAGGGAAAUAGCUACAUGCAGAUCUAGCUGUGCCGUGACGAUUAACUCAUAAAUCGAGCUGCGACAGAGACGACAUGUGCUAAUGGGUGCAGUCAAUUAUGUGAGCGUGUAAGGGCGAUACACCCUGAGUUGGAGACAACUCGCAAAACGACGGGGCCUUGCUUGACUGGUAACAAGAACAAUAUCUAUUAGGUUGGGGUCUGUUCCUUGCAUUGAGCUUGAAGUGGCCCCUUAAGUAAAUUAAGGGUCCAUCUCUCAAUGAUCUGUUUUGGUCAGGUCAAAAUACAAUAGCCAUGAAGCCUUUCCUGCUUCUGCUCUUGCUCCUUAAAGGGGAGCUAUAGACGGUAGCUGUGUGUCUCUACACUAUCACAAUCAGUACAUCAGCAUUAUUUGCACUCACCAGGAAUGUUUUAUGAAGUCUAUCCAAGCAGACUCAGUUCCCUACUGACCCAGUUUCCUCACACCUGCCUGAGACCACUUGAACCGCCAACUCCUUAGCUGCCUAUAUUCCCCUACAAAAGACCAAGAAACAUUGACGAUGGAGUGGUUUGAAGUCAUUCAGUUUUCUUACUCUUGAUUCUAUGUAAUUAGGCAUUACAGUCAUCACCCAGCUGUUUCAUUCAUUUGGUUUAUCAUAUAUUUUCAAGAGGCAAUAAAACAUUUAAUAAAUA
Molecule: messenger RNA, 10194 nt
Organism: Lineus longissimus
Lineage: Eukaryota; Metazoa; Nemertea; Pilidiophora; Heteronemertea; Lineidae
Exons: 27
Coding region: 161-5917 (1918 amino acids)
Molecular function (GO): calcium ion binding; protein binding
Source: RefSeq, a predicted model, not a curated record